UCGCGCCGCCGCCCGAGAGAGGCCGUAGUCGCCGCCCCGCGCCCGCCGCCACCUCGCACCAUGGCUUCAGGAGUGCAAGUUGAUGAUGAAGUAUGCCGUAUUUUCUAUGACAUGAAGGUUCGGAAGUGCUCCACACCAGAAGAAAUCAAGAAACGGAAGAAGGCAGUUAUCUUUUGUCUCAGUGCAGACAAAAAAUGCAUCAUUGUGGAAGAAGGCAAAGAGAUCCUCGUAGGAGAUGUCGGUGUAACCAUUACUGAUCCCUUCAAGCAUUUUGUCGGGAUGCUCCCUGAAAAGGAUUGUCGUUAUGCUUUGUAUGAUGCAAGCUUUGAAACUAAGGAAUCCAGAAAAGAAGAGUUGAUGUUUUUCUUGUGGGCUCCGGAACUCGCACCUCUCAAAAGCAAAAUGAUCUAUGCAAGCUCCAAGGAUGCAAUCAAAAAGAAAUUUCAAGGGAUAAAACAUGAAUGUCAAGCAAAUGGGCCAGAAGACCUCAACCGGGCUUGUAUUGCUGAAAAGCUAGGUGGUUCCUUAAUCGUAGCUUUUGAAGGAAGUCCUGUGUAGACUACCAUUCAGUGCCACAAGUUGAAAAGCUUCCACGUUUAAUGUAUCUUCUUGCUAAAUAUGUAAAGCAAAUAUAUUUAGGCCAGGGUUUCACUGAAGGGGAGCUGUCUUGUCAUCUUCUAGAAUAAACCAGAUAUUAGUUAUAUGAACCUGUACAAAUGACCCUAAAUAAACCUAAAGUCUAAAGUUUUCAUGGUGUGAAUUAAAUUUUUAAUGGCCAGCUGACUGCCUGUCUAAUGGGCAAGUUAGUAUUAAGAUUAGUCUCGAGCUCAGGGUUUUUAGUGCUUUAAUAAAGAUUAAAAAGUGGCCAUAAAAGUGGAAUGGAAAAUCAUCACAUCCUCAGUAAUGCCUGGAGUUACUUUGCCUCCGUCACCUGCAAGUUGGUCCUGAUUUGAUCGUAAUUUGGACCCUAACAUUUUUUUUUCUUGAGCUAAACUGAAACUGGGUUCAAAGGUGACCGUCUUAAUAUUAAAAGCAUUUCUUCUCGUAAGUUCUAGUACCAAUUCUAAACCAACACAUUCACUAGAUACAAUAGUAGGUAAGACCGUCUUCACUUUAAUCUUAACAGCUACUGUGUGAUAGACUACCUUGAAACUGUAUACGCGUGUAGGUAAUACUAAUCCUUCAAAGCACUGUUUGAAGCACAUAGUCAAGACACAGGAAGCUACUUUUGGGGCCAAGGGUAAGUUCUUCCAUUCACUGGCUGCAAGACAUUGUUCUGAUGAAAUGUUUUCAUUCCAGAAAUCAAGGUGCAUUUAGAAAUGAUGGUGCAUUAUCUUUAUGCUUCUCAAUUCACUAGGCAAAUUGCAACUGUCAUAAUAAAAACUUAAAGCCUUUGUGUACAUUGACAAGCCAAGAGGCUUUUUAAUGGUGCACUCGUCAGGACAUUGCUGCAACUUGUUCUGUAAGUCAUGGAAGACCCAGAUAGGGGAGGCUCUUUCCUAUAGCGGUAUGUUGAUUGUCUCUAAAGGGGAAGCAGGUAUAGAACAUAAUAUUCACUAUUAUAUAAAAGUUUCAAAUGACUGUCUUAACACCAUGGACAUAACACUUUUGAACUGUAGAGAUGCACAAGUAAUUGAACCUAGAGGUAGCAGUAUUGGCUUUAUUUAAUAAAGGAAGCGUUUUUAACUA
This is a messenger RNA of Tachyglossus aculeatus (Australian echidna), 1689 nucleotides long. It is a transcript of the gene DSTN, whose product is annotated as destrin, actin depolymerizing factor. The record is from RefSeq and is a predicted model, not a curated record. Gene Ontology annotation, cellular component: actin cytoskeleton; cytoplasm; actin cortical patch. Lineage: Eukaryota; Metazoa; Chordata; Mammalia; Monotremata; Tachyglossidae. Bases 61 to 558 code for a protein of 165 amino acids. Gene Ontology annotation, molecular function: actin filament binding. Gene Ontology annotation, biological process: cell motility; actin filament fragmentation; actin filament severing. The transcript is spliced from 4 exons.